This is a messenger RNA of Echinostoma caproni, 612 nucleotides long. NCBI's taxonomy places the organism in Eukaryota, Metazoa, Platyhelminthes, Trematoda, Plagiorchiida, Echinostomatidae. The record is from the annotation of a GenBank genome assembly.
AUGAUGAUGAUGAUUCGCAUGAUGAUGAUGAUGAUUCGGAUGAUGAUUCAGAUGAUGAUUCGGAUGAUGAUUCGGAUGAUAAUGAUGAUGAUGAUGAUGAUGUUUGAUGAUUCGGAAGACGAUUCGGAUGAUGAUUUGGAUGAUGAUGAUGAUGAUGAUGAUGAUGAUGAUGAUGAUGAUGAUGAUGAUGGUGAUGAUGUUAUGAUGAUUCGGAUGAAGAUGAUGAUGAUGAUGAAUCGGAUAUAUGAUAAUGGUGAUGAUGAUUAUGAUUCGGAUAUUGAUGAUGAUGAUGAUGAUGAUGAUGAUGAUGAUGAUGAUGAGGAUGAUGAUGAUUCGGAUGAUGAUGAUUCGGAUGAUGAUGAUGAUUCGUUGAUGAUGAUGAUUGUGAUGAUGAUGUUUCGGAUGAUGAUGAUGAUGAUGAUGAUCUCGGAUGAUGAUGAUGAUGAUGAUGAUGAUGAUGAUGAUGAUGAUGAUGAUGAUGAUGAAUCUGAUGAUGAUGAUGAUGAUGAUGAUGAUGAUGAUGAUGAUGAUGAUGAUGAUGAUGAUCAUGAUGAUGAUGAUGAUGAUGAUGAUGAUGAUGAUGAUGAUGAUGAUGAUGAUGAUGAGACAUGA